Molecule: messenger RNA, 1384 nt
Organism: Aureobasidium subglaciale EXF-2481
Lineage: Eukaryota; Fungi; Ascomycota; Dothideomycetes; Dothideales; Saccotheciaceae
Exons: 5
Coding region: 251-1294 (347 amino acids)
Biological process (GO): cellular response to starvation; cellular response to amino acid stimulus; regulation of autophagy
Cellular component (GO): fungal-type vacuole membrane; Gtr1-Gtr2 GTPase complex; nucleus
Molecular function (GO): GTP binding; GTPase activity
Source: RefSeq, a predicted model, not a curated record
CGAAUUCCUGCGUUCAGUCAUCAGCCACUCGAAUCACCACGUAUUUACCUGCAGCCGGAACGGUCGGGAGAGACCAACUCGCGUCUAUCAAGAAGAAACCGGGUCAUCGGGUGCUCAUCCGACACACCCCUUCCGUCAGGGUUGAUUGACUUAUCAGUCUGAACUCCAACUUUGACCAUCUUGCAUACCGACUGAGCCUCCCCCCUUGCAAGCCACUGAGUAGCGCUUGGUAAAAUAUAUGCUUGACACGAUGGAUGACCAAACAUCCGCCGAGUUUCCGGACAUGUCUGCAGAGAUAUCGAAUUCACAAUUUCACACCGGGCGACUUCCCAAUGGUGCCAAAAGUCGUAAUAGACCAAAGUUGAUGCUCAUGGGCCAAAGAAGAAGCGGAAAGUCUUCCAUCUCAGGUGUGGUAUUUCAGAAGAUGCCACCUUCGGAGACCUUAUACCUUGAGACUACAACGCGACCUGAAGAAUCCUCUGCACACUCUUUCAUGGAUUUCCAAAUAGCAGAACUCCCGGGCCACGUCAACUACUUCACACCCGACUUCAACCAAGCUAACAUCUUUGCCGAAAUCGGCGCUGUCAUUUGGGUUAUCGACGCGCAGGAUCAAUAUCUUGACGCCCUUAAUCAGCUUAUUGACACAAUUACUUACCUAGCGCAAACCUGGCCUGCUAUCAACGUCGAAGUCUUUGUACACAAGGUCGACGGUCUUUCCGAGGAGUACAAGAAUGACACCUUCCGCGAUAUUCGACAACGAAUUCUAGACGAGUUAUCUGAUCUCGGCUACGACAACGCACCUGUCAGUUUCUACCAAACAAGCAUAUACGACCACUCCGUAUUCGAGUCCAUUAGCAAGGUCAUUCAGAAGCUUCUGCCACAGUUGCCUACACUUGAGAGCCUGCUCAACAGUCUGUGUAGCACAUGUCGAAUCCAAAAGGCAUACUUGUUUGACAUCAUCACCAAGAUCUACAUCGCUUCAGAUACAAGCCCGCAAGACACCAACAGCUAUGAGAUUUGCUCAGACUUCAUCGAUGUCGUGGUCGACAUUGGCGAGCUGUACGGAUGGUCAAGGCCACAGCAGGGUGAGAAGACUGAGUUCAACAACCAUGCCUGCGAGAGUAUGGUUACUAUGGAGAAGAAGGGUCAGAACUAUCUUUACCUGCGAGAGAUGAACAGGUACCUUGCUUUGGUCUGUAUUAUGGGUGAUGACAACCCCAUGGAGAAGAAGGUGCUCAUAGAUUACAACGUGGGAGUCUUUCAGGAGGCUCUAGCAAAAGUCUUUGGCUGGUGAUAUAUAAUCGGCACUGUACAAUAGCCUCAUAAGCUCUCAAUGGCACAAGCAGUACCUAUAAAACGCCUCGGCGUCAUCCACCACUAUCGC